Messenger RNA from Belonocnema kinseyi, 635 nucleotides. Its product is annotated as RING finger protein 121. Gene Ontology annotation, molecular function: ubiquitin protein ligase activity; metal ion binding. Gene Ontology annotation, cellular component: Golgi membrane; endoplasmic reticulum membrane. Lineage: Eukaryota; Metazoa; Arthropoda; Insecta; Hymenoptera; Cynipidae. The transcript has 5 exons. The coding region runs from base 186 to 635 and encodes 149 amino acids. The record is from RefSeq and is a predicted model, not a curated record.
CUAGGACCUAAUAUCUUUGGCAAUAUAAGAGUAUUACGUUUUUGGGUUGGAUCAUGUUCUAUGGCUAAAAGAUCUUGUGUUGUCCCCGCUGUUCAUGAGAAUUACGUCUGCUACAGGGUUACACUAUGUAUUUUUUUUAAAAGUCUGUAUUGGUUUCUCCAAGUUUCUAAGAUAAAAAUUUGGUCAUGGAUUUGCACAUAAUACCGAAUAAGAGCGAGGGCGAUCUAACACCAGAAGAAAGAAUGAGAAUGGAACACAUAAAGAUGCACGAGUUGCAUCGUGGUCACGAGACGAUGCACUUUGAAAUGCUGUUCAUCCUAUUGGGAACUUUGAUAGUCGCUCAGAUUAUACUAGUUGAAUGGAAAAAAAGGCACUACAGAUCGUAUCAGUUUGUCACGUUAAUAGCAAUGUGGAUAAUUCCACUGGGACUUUGUGCACAUAAUCUCUGGUGGAGGUUCAUUUUCGUAUGGCUAAUAUUCUCCUCUAUUACGGGACUUAUUGUAAGAAAAGCCCUGCAACAUCCUAUUCGGGGCACUACUCCAAGGAGUGUUCUCACAUUGAGGCCGCAAUUACGAAGCUCUGCAAUUCCAAGCUUUCCAACAGUCUCUUCAUCGAGCUUCGCCGACUCUUUUUGA